AUGCCGAGGUCGUGCUACAGCUGCUCAGGGGUCCUGCUGCUGGCCUUGCUGCUUCAGGCCUCCAUGGAAGUACGUGGCUGGUGCCUGGAGAGUAGCCAGUGUCAGAACCUCACCACGGAAAGCAACCUGCUGGAGUGCAUCCAGGCCUGCAAGGCCAACCUCUCGUCUGAGACGCCCGUGUUCCCGGGCUAUGGCGACCAGCAGCCGCUGACCGAGAACCCCCGGAAGUACGUCAUGGGCCACUUCCGCUGGGACCGCUUCGGCCGCCGCAACGGCAGCACCGGCUCGGGGCAGGGGAAGCGCGAGGAAGAGGUGGCGGCGACAGGCGAGGACCGCGCCCCGGAGCCCGCCGGCCGCCCCGAGCCCCGCGGCAAUGGCGCCGAGCCGGGCCCCCGCGCGGGCAAGCGCUCCUAUUCCAUGGAGCACUUCCGCUGGGGCAAGCCGGUGGGCAAGAAGCGGCGCCCGGUGAAGGUGUACCCCAACGGCGCCGAGGACGAGGCCGCCGAGGCCUUCCCCGUCGAGUUCAAGAGGGAGCUGGCCGGCCGGUGGCCCGAGGCGGCGCUCGAGCCCGACAGCCCUGCCGAGGGCGCGGGGGCGCUGGCCGACCUGGAGAACGGCCUGGAGCUGGCGGUCGGGAAGAAGGACGAGGGGCCCUACAGGAUGGAGCACUUCCGCUGGGGCAGCCCGCCCAAGGACAAGCGCUACGGCGGCUUCAUGACCUCGGAGAAGAGCCAGACGCCCCUGGUGACGCUCUUCAAAAACGCCAUUGUCAAGAGCGCGCACAAGAAGGGCCAGUGAGGACUAAGAGGGGCACUAGGGCUUCUCUCUCCGGGAAGUCGUCCCUAAAGCACCCUGCCCACACCCGCCCUG
This is a messenger RNA of Otolemur garnettii (small-eared galago), 870 nucleotides long. It is a transcript of the gene POMC, whose product is annotated as proopiomelanocortin. The record is from RefSeq and is a predicted model, not a curated record. Lineage: Eukaryota; Metazoa; Chordata; Mammalia; Primates; Galagidae. Gene Ontology annotation, cellular component: extracellular region. The transcript has 2 exons. The coding region runs from base 1 to 798 and encodes 265 amino acids. Gene Ontology annotation, molecular function: hormone activity.